AUGAAUAACCAAUUAGCCGUAGCGACAAUCUCACUAGGAUGGCACGAGUGUCAUACCUUGGAAAGCAAGCUGGAGGCCAUCAAGCAGUCGGGCAUCCAGGGUAUCGAGCUCUGCGACUACGAUCUAACUCGAUAUGCAUCACACCAUCGGCUCGAUCGCAAGAAAGCGGCCGAGCUAAUUGGAGAAUUGUGCAAAGACCUCAAGCUGACUGUAGUCGCCUACGCAUCCUUCGAAAAGUUCGAGGGACAGCUAAAGCCCCUGAACGAGCGGCUCGAGAAAGCCCAAGAGUGGUGCGACAUUGCGGCUCGACUAGGAAUGGACAUGAUUCAGGUUUCGAGCAACACCGAUCCUGAAGCAAAUGGCGACGAGGCUGUCAUCGUGUCCGACCUACGAUCGCUCGCCGAGCUGGGACAAUGCCAUGAACCGCCGAUACGCUUUGCAUACGAAGCUCUCGCAUUUGGCGUCCAUGUCGCAGACUGGGAGGAGUCAUUGAGGAUUGUCAAACUCGUGGACCAGAAGAACUUUGGCCUAUGUCUGGACACUUACCAUGUCUUGGGACGUCUGUGGGCUGAUCCCAGCUCCCACUCCGGAAAACGACCUGGCGGCGAUGCAGCGAUGAGAGAUACCCUGCAGAGAUUCAGGGACCUUUGUCCGCCUGAAAGGAUCUUCUACAUACAGCUCAGCGACGGCGAGUUUGCGAACCCACCAAUUCUCCCGGGCCAUGUGGCGUACGACAGAGACACAGAACUGCUGUUUUCGUGGUGUUUAUACGGCCGGAUAUUUCCCCUGGAAAGGGAAUACGGUGCAUACCUACCCAUGGAAGACAUUUUGCGAACUUGGCUUGUCGAAAGCGGCUGGACGGGCUGGGUGAGCAUGGAAGUGUUUCAUCACAGCAUGCGAGAGGAAACUGCUGGACCCACAAGCUGGACUGUUCGCGCUGUAUUGUCUUGGGACAGAGUACAGAAGAUGCUUGAGGCGUGA
Messenger RNA from Cyphellophora attinorum, 981 nucleotides. Its product is annotated as 3-dehydroshikimate dehydratase. The coding region runs from base 1 to 981 and encodes 326 amino acids. The transcript has a single exon. The record is from RefSeq and is a predicted model, not a curated record. Lineage: Eukaryota; Fungi; Ascomycota; Eurotiomycetes; Chaetothyriales; Cyphellophoraceae.